Molecule: messenger RNA, 662 nt
Organism: Paramormyrops kingsleyae
Lineage: Eukaryota; Metazoa; Chordata; Actinopteri; Osteoglossiformes; Mormyridae
Source: RefSeq, a predicted model, not a curated record
GUUGUUGGAAAAGCGGCAGGAAAAUGGUGAAACGAUCGAACUGUCAGCUGAUGGCCGACCUGAGCUGAUAGAGGAGAAAGAGCUUCCUGUGGUAGACUGCACGUGCUUCGGCCUUCCGCGACGGUACAUCAUCGCCAUUCUCUCUGGCCUGGGCUUCUGCAUCUCCUUUGGGAUCCGAUGCAACCUGGGUGUGGCUAUUGUCAGCAUGGUCAACAACCACACCGUCUACAAGGGCGACAAGAAGAUGCUGGUGGCAGCCCAGUUUUCCUGGGACCCAGAGACCGUAGGUAUGAUACACGGCUCGUUUUUCUGGGGCUACAUCGUCACUCAGAUACCCGGAGGCUUUAUAUGUCAGAAAUUUGCUGCCAACAGAGUGUUUGGCUUUGCUAUAGUAGCUACCUCUACACUAAACAUGUUCAUCCCUUCAGCUGCAAGAAUGCACUUUGGCUGUGUAAUAAUAAUUAGGGUAUUACAGGGUCUUGUGGAGGGAGUGUCAUAUCCAGCUUGCCACGGGAUCUGGGCGAAAUGGGCACCGCCCCUAGAAAGGAGCCGAUUGGCCACGACAGCCUUCUGCGGUUCUUACGCCGGCGCAGUAAUAGCGAUGCCAUUAGCAGGUAUUCUCGUCCAGUACUCUGGAUGGUCUUCCGUCUUCUAUGUAUAUG